Messenger RNA from Jaculus jaculus (lesser Egyptian jerboa), 704 nucleotides. RefSeq names its product alkB homolog 7 (gene Alkbh7). The record is from RefSeq and is a predicted model, not a curated record. The transcript is spliced from 4 exons. The coding region runs from base 1 to 633 and encodes 210 amino acids. NCBI's taxonomy places the organism in Eukaryota, Metazoa, Chordata, Mammalia, Rodentia, Dipodidae. Gene Ontology annotation, biological process: DNA damage response; fatty acid metabolic process. Gene Ontology annotation, cellular component: mitochondrial matrix.
AUGGCCGGCUCGGGCCUGGUGCGGGGUGCGGGCGCGGCGGUGCUGAAUCGCCUGCGGGGCGCGGCGGUGGUGCGGCCCGGCUUCCUAAGUGCGGCGGAGCAGGCUGUGCUGAGCGCGGAGCUGGAGCCCGAGCUGCGCCGCAGGCGCUAUCAGUACGACCACUGGGACGCGGCUAUUCAUGGCUUCCGGGAGACAGAGAAGUCCCGCUGGUCUGAGGCCAGCCGGGCCAUCCUGCAGCGAGUACAGGCUGCUGCCUUUGGCCCUGAGCAGACCCUGCUGUCCGCAGUCCACGUGCUAGACUUGGAGCCGCAGGGCUACAUCAAGCCCCACGUAGACAGUGUUAAGUUUUGUGGAGACACCAUUGCUGGCCUGUCCCUCCUGUCCCCCAGCGUCAUGAGGCUAGUGCACACCCAGGAACCGGGUCAGUGGCUGGAACUGCUCCUGGAGCCAGGCUCCCUGUAUAUCCUAAGGGGUUCAGCCCGGUAUGACUUCUCUCAUGAAAUCCUUCGGGAUGAAGAGUCCUUUUUUGGGGAGCAGAGGGUCCCCCGGGGCCGACGCAUCUCUGUGAUCUGCCGUUCCCUCCCUGAGGGCACAGGGCCAGGGAGGCCAGAACAACCACCCCCAGCUUGCUGACCCCUGGACUUGUGCCCUGGACUUUGGGUUUGCUUGUAAAUAAAGUUGGAGGAGGAACACCACCACAUCAA